Linepithema humile (Argentine ant) is the source of this 616-nucleotide messenger RNA. Lineage: Eukaryota; Metazoa; Arthropoda; Insecta; Hymenoptera; Formicidae. The record is from RefSeq and is a predicted model, not a curated record.
GUAGGCACCUUUAGGCGAUAUUUUCACAUAACCUAUAUUCGUGAUCUGUGCAAUGGUGCGAAUUUGUUUUUUGUGUCAGAAAAAGGCAGCAAAGGAUGGAAAUUUUGCAAUGCACAAAUUUCCAAAAGAGGUGAGCAUUCGGGCACAGUGGUUGCAUGCCUGCAAAUUAUCUGACAAGGACAAUGUGAUGUAUAUACACAUUUGCUCCGAUCACUUUGUACCGAGUGAUUAUAAAAAUAGCAUAGAACUGUGUUGCAGAAAGUGGUUAUUGAAACCAGGAGCAGUGCCUUCCAUUAAUGUUCCAAAUUCUCCAGCUGCCAAACUGCAGUUCCAGUCAACAUCUGAGAAUAUAAUUGAUGAAACACGAUCAAUGCCUUCUAUUGAUAUUCCUCCAGCUUCCACAUUAGUUAUUCCUAAUGUAGGGGAACUGGAGUUUCCGUCAACAUUCAAGAAUGUGAUGGAUAAUCAUAUAUUAUCUCAAGACAUUUUAGAUAAUCAUCGCAGUCAGUUGUGCAAAAAUAUUAUAGAAUUAUACCUUAACAUUCGAUUAUUUUACGAAGCCCAUAAAAUAUCUGAAAAAGAAGUUUAUCUUUGAAAUAAAUACACAAAAUUAAUA